ACUGUGUCAUUUAGAUUCCAUAGUAAAUUCCAUUUAUCGAUAGCCUACUACACAGCCCAGAGAUAACGCCAAUAUAAGUCAUAGACUCUAUUCCAUUUUAAUUCCCAGCGAUUCUACCAGAAUAACCUAUUGGUAGGUAAUUUACUUGAUGACCUAGGGCUGUCAGCUGGCUGGCUCGUGCAUGCUAUUGCCAAUGCUAGCCUACAGCAUGGCCACCGGAGCCUCGGUAGUUCAUGGUCUACCUUUAGCCGGCUAGGUAGCCUGGAUGCCAGUGGUGUAGAUAUUUGAACUACCAAAAAUAAAUUAGUCAAAGAGCAAAACACCAAAGUUGGCAGUCAUGCCAUGGAGAACUACUCCCCUUCAGGAUGCCACUAAUCACAUCCUUGCAGGAAGAGACAAGAAUGCAAUGUUAGAAAUCAAAUAUAUUAAUCCAGUUAAAGGUCGUGGUAUCUUCACUUCAGCUGUUUUCAAUCAAGGAGACUUUGUGGUGGAGUAUAGAGGGGAGCUCAUUGAUGCAGCUGAGGCUGAACAUAGGCGUAAACUGUACCACAGUGCAUGUUCAAUCUUCAUGUUUGACUUCAUAUGGAAGCGGAAGACAUGGUGUAUUGAUGGAGCACUUGAAGAUGGAUCAUUUGGACGACUGGUAAACGAUGAGCACAAGUCACCAAAUUGCAGAAUGAAGUUGAUUGAAGCAGGAGGGAAGCCACAUAUGUGCCUUUUUGCACUGAAGGAAAUUGCGUCCGGAACUGAAAUCACCUAUGACUAUGGUGGGAAGGAAUGGCCCUGGCGCAAAAAGGUUCCCCUUACUGUUACAAGCACUGCUGCUCAAGAGUCUAUUAAAGACAGUUUCCAAGACCAAAUCAUGGCAUCCACAGUCUUUAUUGAAGAGACCAGAGAGAGACCAGAAGUCCAGUCCUGCAAUAUGACACCAGGCAGUUCAGCUUGUGAGACACAGCUCAGUGGUGCAAGCUUCCCUUCUGGCCAACACUCCAUUGCAGAGCUUGGUGACGAUGCCCAUGACUUGGAAGCCAAUGUUUUCUCUUCAGACUUAUACAGAGAUGCCGAAUUGAGAGCAGAGUGUCAGUCAUUUAUUCCCACACCAGACAGCCCUGCACAUGAGGUGCACUGUGUCAGGGGCCAGUGUAGCACUUCGACUGCAAACGAGGGGAUUGGAGAAGUUAGUGUCCAGCCGCAGGAGGUGUCACCCCCUGUGUUCUCAACAGACUUUGCCAGUGAGACCAAAUCGAUAUUGGAAUGCCAAUCAUCCAGAUCCACACCAAACGACUCUGCAUGUGAGUGUACAAUUCAUCAGCUGGUUUUUGAAAUGGUGAGAAUUGACGAAUGCUGGAUAUGCCAUUCACCUUUGACAUCUAUCAGAUGGUGCGGUCUAAGAUGCAAACAAUGCUGUGGUGUGUGGCAUAGAAACUGCCUCCAGAAAUCCUCAGAAGACUGGGAUAUAGAUGAUGAUGUAACAUUAGCAUCUGAUGAUGAGUACAUCCCAGAGUCUGUAUCGGAUUCAGAAAGCUCAGGGACAGAGUUGAGUGUUGAGUUGCCUGAAACAUCCAAAACGUCCCAUACCACUAACAUGCCUGAUUUAGACGAUACUUUUGCUGAACAAGAACACAUGAAUACACAGGAUAUCUGUAAGAAUUUCCUGGUAGAUGUAGAAACUAUCGGUGAUCUCCUAAGUGACCCCAAACCAGAACCAGAAAGCUCAGAGUCAAACAUGCAGAAAACAGGAGAUGUGAGUACCGAAAAGGGUACGGUGGAUGUUCUUAGCCAAAGUAAAUCCACAACCAAAUCAGGAAAACUCCUUAAAAGCCAUGUCAAUUAUUGUUUCCUAUGUGGAAAACCUCAAACAAACUUUGCACGUCAUCUCGAGAGGCAUGCACAUGAAAAUGCUGAAAUUGCUCAGGCACUCCAGUUCCCCAAAUCCUCAAAGGACAUAAAGGUUCUUCUUGAAAAAUUCCGAAACCUUGGCAACUUCAAGCAUAACUCAGUCGUUAAAACCACAGGAUCAGGCUGUCUUAAAGUGAAAAGGAGUUCCAAACAGAGCAGCAGCUCUGAGACGUAUGAUUACUGCUUGUACUGUAAGGGUAUGAUAUCCAGAAAAGAACUUUCUCGACAUAUGAAAAGAUGUGCUCUGAGACCCGAGAAUAAUGUUGAAGAGGGACCCGAGUUGAGAGAGAGAGUCUUUGGCAUAGCAUCUGCUCAAUCUACAAUGUCCCAGCCAAUUUCAAGUGAACUUUGGUCAGUGCUGGGCAAAAUGCACAAGGAUGCAGUGUCCUCUGCAGUAAGGAAUGAUCAUUAUCUCAUGCAGUUUGCCCAGUCCCUCUUUAAUAAACAUGGGAGUGACAGAUCAAAGCAUGAGUAUAUAAGACAGAAAGUAAGGGAACUUGGGAGAUUACUUGUGACUUUGCGCCACACAACUAGAAUCCAUAACAUGGAAGAGGCAAUAAAACCAGGCAACUUCUUCAUUCUUACUAGUGCUGUCAAGAGAGUUUCUGGUUUUGAUCACCAAAACAACACAUUCAAAGCCCCAAGUUUGGCCCUGAAAAUUGGGCAUUCUCUCAGAAAGAUAAGUGACCUCAUGAUGUGUCGUGCCCUCAUGGAAGAGGACCAAGAGGGGAUCGAUUCCAUCAAGAGGUUUCAUACACUUCAGAAAACAAAGUGGUCUGAAUUAGUUUCCCAUUCUGCCUUAUCAAACCUGAGCGAGGCCAAAUGCAACAAGAGCACCAGGCUUCCACUGGCCAAAGACGUUCAGAAGCUACAGUUACAUCUUGGUCAGCAAGUGGAAUUGGCUAAGGAGAAACUAGCCGAUAAUCCAGGUGAAGUGGCGCGAAUGACUGUAAAAAAUGUUGAAGAUCGUGACAUGUCACAACUUAACGAUGACAUAAGCACUGGGCUUACAGAAGUUGAGAGGAGACUUUGCAAACAAUUCGCCAGAGUGGAAUUGAGGGGGGAAAAAGGACGAAAUAUUGCGGUGAUCCUGACUCCUGAUAUGACCGCUAACCUGUCACCCCUCAUUAGUAAGAGGAAAGAGUGUGGAGUUACUGAAAACAACGAUUACCUCUUCGCUGUUCCUUGUAGUCUUGGUCACUACAGAGGGCAGUUUGGUCAAUUUGCAGAUGCUUGUGGAGCCGAAGAUCCUCAAAACCUCAGAUCAACUAACCUUCGCAAACAGAUCGCCACAAUAAGCCAAGUCAUGAACUUGAAAGAUAAUGAACUGGACCAGCUGGCCGAUUUUCUCGGCCAUGACAUUAGGGUGCAUAUAGAGUACUAUCGACUGCCCCAAUCAACAAUUCAGCUGGCUAAGAUCUCAAAACUGCUUAUGGCUAUGGAGAAGGGAAGUGUGAAGGAUAUUCAAGGAAAAUCUCUUGAUGGAAUCGGUGAAGAUAUGGAUACAGGAUCACAGCAACUCCCCGAUGUUUCCACUCUGCAAGACAAUGAAGAAAUAUUGGCUUCUGGCGCUUUUGGAUCGCCUCACCUCUCCGAGACCGCAGCUCAAGACAAUGAAGUAAUGUUGGCUUCUGGAACUUGUGGAUCGCCUCACCUCUCUGAGACCGCAGCUCAAGAUGACCUGUGGAACUCUGUCUGUGUGACUUCUAGUUCACCUCAUCUCCCUGACUCAGUCACUCAAGGUUUCCGUGUUUCAUCAAGACGGUGUGUGAAGAGACCAUGGUCUAAGGAGGAGAUACAAGCUGUGAUGAAACAUAUGAGGCCUUUUAUUGAAAACGGUGUCACUCACCAGUGAGCAGUGCCUGAAGUGCAAGGAAAAGGAACACCCUGUGUUGGAGACAAGAUCCAUUCAAAACAUUCGAGAUUUUGUACGCAACAGAGGCUUGACUUUUAAAAGGCAUUCAAAGGCUAAACACUAAAUGCACUUUCGGCUAGCCUGAGACUUGGGUCUAAU
Molecule: messenger RNA, 3913 nt
Organism: Sardina pilchardus (European sardine)
Lineage: Eukaryota; Metazoa; Chordata; Actinopteri; Clupeiformes; Clupeidae
Exons: 18
Coding region: 338-3754 (1138 amino acids)
Molecular function (GO): protein binding
Source: RefSeq, a predicted model, not a curated record